CGCGAAGAACCAAUGGAUCUCUCGUUGAGUACAAAACCGUUGGAAGUGGUGGACGGCAUAGUAAUGCCGCAAUUCGAGACACCCGUCAACGGCUCCCUCGGCCUCAGACACGGAGAGUUCAUACCGAAAGCGCCGCAACACGUGAUCGCCGACUCGAUUGACGGCAAAUCCAUUUGUUCCAUCUGUUCCAAGCAGUUCUCGAAGCCGUCGCAACUCAGACUCCACGAGAAUAUCCAUUACUUUGAGCGGCCGUUUAAGUGCGACUCGUGUGCCGUCAGCUUCCGGACCAAAGGCCACCUCCAGAAACACAAGCGUUCGGUUUCGCACUUCAAUAAAGUGACCAUCAAUUCGACGUUCGGCACGCCUUCGUCGGACAAUCCGCGGCCAUUCAAGUGCGCCGACUGUAAGAUCGCGUUCAGAAUUCACGGCCAUUUGGCCAAACAUUUGCGUUCAAAGAUGCAUAUCAUGAAACUCGAGUGUUUGGGGAAAUUGCCGUUCGGUAUGUACGCCGAGAUGGAGAGGUCGGGCGUCAACCUGAACGAGAUCGACACCACCGACUGCGAGAACUCGCUCCAGAGCCUGCAGAUGAUGGCCCAACGCCUGUACGAUCCGCGACAGAUGCGCUGGGCGUCCGAACCCGUGCCCGAAGGCGGUCCCACUCCUCCCAUUGACCACAAUAACGGCCACUCGUUUGACGACAACAACAGCGACUCUCACGUGAAGGACGAGCCAAACGACGCCUUUUAUCACUCAUUAGAGCGCGAGAGAAAACAGACAUCCGGUGUUGCGGUGACCAGUCAUCAAACACUGCCACCGAUGCCUCCAUUACUGUCCAGCGCUCGCCUUCCGUCGCAACUGUCGCCAGCCGUACGCCAAUCAUCGCCACCGCAGCCAACGUCCCGCUCGCCUCCCAUUUCGCCCCUACCAUUGCAACCACUCUCACAAUUACCACCACAACAACUACCAGUACCUCCUCCUCCGGUGGCGGCCGCACCACAACCACCUCCAGAGUCGGGCUUCACGUCCACGCGUUCCAACACUUGCCAUCUCUGCGCGCAGACAUUCAAGAGCGUGAAGUUUCUUCACGUCCACCUCUACUCCGAUCACCCGCCGGAAAGUCCGUCGUCUCAGGUCGACGACAGACUCGACUACGAGUGCGAUAUCUGUCAUAAAUCCUUCGCCGAUGGAGUUGUCUAUCAAAGGCACCUCUUGACCCAUACGGCCGCCCGACCCCACGUGUGCGACACGUGUGACGCCGGGUUCACCUCAUCGUUACUGUUGGGCUCUCACAUCCAAACACAUCAUCCAUUGGCUCAACAAACGACGGCAUGAGUUGUAUUCGUGUCACACGUCUUAUCAUUUUAUUUGCAGAGUUCUUAUGAUUUGUUAAAACUUUUUUUUGUUUUAAUUUAUUCAUUGAUAUAAAUCGUGCCCAAAAUUAUGUGUGUUAUUAAAUAUCCAUACAUUUUAUACUGUAUAUGAAAAGAGUUGUGAAUAUAGUUUUGUUUGCCAAUCAAAACCUUUUCCAUCGGUUUCCAAGUCUAGACUCGAAAGACUUUUUGCUUUUAAACCUUAGACUUUGAACGCAAAACCGUUUUUCUCUGUUUUAAUCAAAUCUCGUGUACUUUUUAUGAAAGUUUUUUAUCUCAAAUUCACAUAAAAGGCAAAACUUCUUAACUCUAGUUUUAUUUCAACAUAACCUUUGGUUUCGUAUUCAAUGACUAAUUGAAAACUAAUUUCUUUUGUUUUAUUUGCUUUUUAUUUCUCUUCUCUCUUCCUAUCAUUCGAGACAUUUAUUAUUGAUUUCAAUGAUAAAUAGAUUAAUCAUUAUUUUUUGGUUGCUUUUCUCGCUCUCAUUAUUAUACAUACCGUCGAGUCUUCCCAUCAAAUAGUAAAAUAUAUAUAAAAAACAAAUCUGUUAUCAAAUGACUGCAGAGAAUGAGACAUAAAAAUCUUUGAUAAAUAAUUAAAACUCUAAACCCAGAGAAACAACUGACACACAAAACAAUGAAACAAUUGAUGUUUUUCUUAUGUAAACUAUUAUAUAAAUAAUAUAAUACGAUAUCAUUUCACAUAUAAAUAUAAUUAAAGAGACACUCAUUUGACAUAUCAUUGCAAUCGACAUAACAUUUUCUGUGAAAAUAUACGAUAAAAAAGACAAAUAACUUAUAAAACGAUUUCUAAUUUUAAUAUAUAAUAUAUGAAGAAAAACGUAUAUAUAAUAUACAAUAUAAUAAUAAUUAGUGUUUUUUUUGCAAAUAAAUGAAAAACAUAUAAUAUUUGUGGUAAGAAAUUAAGGGUAUUUUUAUGAUGAUAAGAAUUAUUGCCACAUAAAAAUAAUUAAUACAAAAUACAAACGGAAAAUGAAUAUAACUUUUGACAUAAAACUCGUUUUCUAUGUAAAUAAUAGUGUAAUUCAUUGGAAACAAUGAUUUUUUCAAACAAAAAACUAAUUGAAAAUGAGUUUAAGUGACAAAAAUGUUUGUUAAAUAUAUUGAUUAUACAUAUGAUUAUAAUUAUUAUAAACACCAUUC
Molecule: messenger RNA, 2534 nt
Organism: Medioppia subpectinata
Lineage: Eukaryota; Metazoa; Arthropoda; Arachnida; Sarcoptiformes; Oppiidae
Source: the annotation of a GenBank genome assembly